GCGUGGCGCGAGGGGCCGCGGGUGACCUCGAGCAACGGCACGGGCGGCCGCCUGCUCUUCGACUUCAUCUUCGGGCUGGACGGCGGCGGCGGCGGCGCCAGCGCCCUCGACGACGACGACGAUGACGAGGAGCGCGUCCGCAACUGCACGUGCCAGUGCGGCGUGGCGAACCAGGAGAUCCGCAUCGUGGGCGGCCGCCCCACGGGGGUCAACCGCUACCCGUGGAUCGCGCGCCUCGUCUACGACGGCAAGUUCCACUGCGGCGGGUCGCUGCUCAACGGCGACUACGUGCUCACGGCGGCGCAUUGCGUGCGCAGGCUGAAGCGUUCCAAGAUGCGCGUGUACCUGGGGGACCACGACCAGUUCCAGGAGGGCGAUACGCCCGCCAUCAUGCGGCACGUGGCCGCCAUCGUGCGCCACCGCAGCUUCGACAUCAACAACUACAACCACGACAUCGCCCUCCUGCGCCUGCGCAAGCCCGUCACCUUCACCAAGCGCGUGCGCCCCGUCUGCCUCCCGCUGCAAGGCAACGAAGACCCGGCGGGGCGCAUGGGCACGGUGGUGGGCUGGGGCCGCACGUCGGAGGGCGGCACGCUGCCGUCGCUGGUGCAGGAGGUGCAGGUGCCCAUCCUGUCGCUGGACGAGUGCCGCCGACGCUCCAAGUACCGGCCCGGCCGCAUCACCGCCAACAUGGGAGACAGCGGAGGUCCAUUAUUAGUAGGACGUGCUGACGAUCGACAUGAAAUUGUAGUCGCGCUACGUCAUAGUACUUUGAUCAGUAAUCGUUAA
Gryllus bimaculatus (two-spotted cricket) is the source of this 789-nucleotide messenger RNA. The record is from the annotation of a GenBank genome assembly. NCBI's taxonomy places the organism in Eukaryota, Metazoa, Arthropoda, Insecta, Orthoptera, Gryllidae.